This is a messenger RNA of Macrobrachium nipponense, 989 nucleotides long. It is a transcript of the gene MED7, whose product is annotated as mediator of RNA polymerase II transcription subunit 7-like. NCBI's taxonomy places the organism in Eukaryota, Metazoa, Arthropoda, Malacostraca, Decapoda, Palaemonidae. The transcript has 3 exons. Gene Ontology annotation, cellular component: core mediator complex; mediator complex. Gene Ontology annotation, molecular function: transcription coregulator activity. The record is from RefSeq and is a predicted model, not a curated record. Gene Ontology annotation, biological process: regulation of transcription by RNA polymerase II. Bases 23 to 691 code for a protein of 222 amino acids.
UCUUUUUUCAGACUAAUUAAAAAUGGCUCUUGCUGGAGAGAGUACAUCAACUUCAACCUGGCCACUACCUCCUACUCAGUAUAUUAAUCACUAUACAGAUGAGAAUAUCAGGAGAGGAAGGGCUCCAAAGCCUCCACUACCAAUUCAUAAUGAAUACACAAUGUUUGGUAUGCCUUUCAAUGCUGAUGAUGCAAUUAUUCGACCUCUUGAAAGCCAGGCCAUACGACGUUUAUACCCGCAAAAUUUUGACCACAGAAGGGAAUUGAAGAAGCUAAACCACUCUAUCUUGGUGAACUUUCUAGAUCUAUUGGAUAUCCUUAUAAAGUGUCCAGAUUCAAACAAAAGAACUGAUAAAAUUGAAGAUAUCAAUAUACUAUUUAUUAAUAUGCAUCAUUUGAUUAAUGAAUUUCGACCUCACCAAGCAAGGGAAACCGUUCGCGUGAUGCUGGAAAUGCAAAAAAGGCAAAGACAUCAGGUUGCUGAGCGUCUAGAGCAACAGGAAGAGCUUGUGAGGAGAUUAGUGCGAGAAGCUCUGGCAUCUCUGCCCGACAAUUUAGACUUGGAUUCUAAGCUGUUGGUGCCUUCAUUAGAAGAACUCCAAUUGAGACCAAAGAGUGAUGCAAAUAGUAAUGCAGAAGACAAGUGUUCAAGUUUAGACAGAUUAAUGUGCAAUAUAGUAGAUGCUUUAUAAAAGGAUGGACUUGAAAUUCAUUGGUGUAUGUGCUUCCCAAGGGAAAAAAAUAUUGUGUAGUCAUGCAAUGCAAAGUUUUGUUGAGCAACUGCACGUUUUACAUUGUGAUUAGAAGGGAGUGUAUGGUCAACUGUAGGCGGCUUCCUUACCUACGACAUAUAUAUUGAUCAUUAUCCAGUGAGACUUACUGGAAAGUAAUUGCUUUGGAUGAGCCACCAGACUUGCACUGUGGGAGGAAUGAGGGGUUCCUCUGGAAUACAGGGUCAUAGAGAUUUUAUUAUGGUACAUUUUGUAUAGC